AUGCGUAGAUACAACUUUAGCACGCACACACCCACACUCGUCGCUGUGAGCUUACUUUACCUGCUAUUCACGCUACAAACUCUUCUUCUUGCCUACAACAUAGAAGACUCUUUGACGCCGACAUUAGAGAAAAUAACAGUAUUACCAAUAACAAAUCAUACAGCCAUUAAUGCACACACCAAACAACAACAACAAAAACGGCAUGCGAGCAGACAACGUAAUUAUGGUGCAUUGCAUGAGAUGUCGAUCGAUGUUGUGGCCGAUCAAGUGCAGCAAGAAGUAAAUGCAACAGCGAUUGUAUCGGCGUUGAUAUCCAAUGGCAUUGUCAACUUUGACCCUGAGAGCGGUUAUGUAUACGAAGACCGGCAAGGUCAUGUGGUAAAGCGGGAAAACAUCGAAUACGAUUUGUCCGGUUUGCGCGUGUACAAUGUAGGUGUGUUGAUGGCAUCACAUUUGGAUUCACCAUUCGAUUUGGAACGUUGUGGACCCGCGGUAGAUCUGGCUUUGGAUGUAAUUAAUGAGGAAUUUUUGAAGCCACAUAAAAUUAAAUUGCGCAAAGUACAAGCGAGUUAUCCCUCAUGUUCCGGCGCAAAAGCACCUGGAUUAGCUGCUGAUAUGCACUUUAAAGAUGAUGUUAUAGCCUUUAUCGGACCAGCUUGUGCAUUUGCCUUGGAACCGGUAGCGAGACUCGCAGCUUAUUGGAAUUCACCGAUUAUCACCGGCAUGGGUGAUCAGCCACCUUCUGAUGAUGAACUGACCGUCACCUCUGGGAUAUUGGGAAAAAUACACAAAUGGAAAAACGAAAGUACGGGCAUGUUUAAGGAUAAAAGUAAAUAUCCCACAUUGACACGCAUGUCCUAUUGCCAGUGUCGUCUCAAAUUGGUUUUUGCCAGCAUCUUUCGACAAUUUAAAUGGAAACAUGUGGCAUUGAUCAUCGACCGGUCGGACCUUUUCUCUCUCACCGUUGGCAAGAAUUUGGAGUAUGGUCUACGACAAGAGGGUCUACUUAGUUUUGUACGUGAGCUGAACGGUAAUGAACAAGAACCGUAUGAGAAUUAUCUGAAAGAUGCCAGUAUGUAUGCGAGAGUUGUAAUUUUAUCACUGCGCGGCAUGUUGGUGCGCAAAUUUAUGCUCGCCGCUUACACGUUGGGCAUGACGAACGGCGAUUGGGUGUUUCUCGAUGUGGAAAUAUUUCAGAGUUCUUAUUGGGGCGAUCACGAUUGGGAAAUGGGCGAUGCUUUGGAUAGUCAUGCACGCAAGGCUUAUGAGGCUUUACUUCGUGUUUCAUUGUUGCAACCCACCAAUCCGGAAUAUCAGGGUUUUGCUGAUCAAGUGCGCGUCAUGGCUAAAGCAUAUAAUUAUUCUUUCAGCGAUGGCGAGGAAGUUAAUUUCUUCAUUGGCGCCUUUUACGAUGGCGUCUAUUUACUCGGCAUGGCGUUUAAUGAAACUCUCACCGAAGGCGGUGAUAUUCGCGAUGGCGUGGCUAUAACUCGUCGUAUGUGGAAUCGCACUUUCCAUGGUAUAACCGGGCAUGUGCGGAUCGAUGAUAAUGGUGAUCGUGAUGCUGAUUAUUCGAUAUCGGAUUUGGAUCCGAUUAAUGGUAAAUUUGAAGUUGUCGCACACUAUUAUGGUCUACAUCGUGAGUAUUCAGCGGUAGCUGGCAAAAAAAUUCAUUGGCCCGGUGGUCAUGAAGGUCCACCGCCGGAUGUGCCACGUUGUGGCUUUUUAGGUAAUGCACCAGAAUGUCAUGGAAAUGGUGACGGCCACAAGCAGUUAAUGAUAAUGUACGGAACAUUUGCAUUUGCGAUUUUCUUUGGAUUCUCCUUUUUAGUGGUUUAUCUAAUGUGCAAGCAAAUGAAAUUAAAUAAUGAAUUAAAUAAUAUGUCAUGGCGUGUACGGCCCGACGAGGUGCUACUUGAGGUAGGACGUUUGCAUGGCAGCAAAGUUGGUCUGCAGAAACUCAAUGUGGAGAACUUCUCGCUCCAACAAUAUGAUAUACACUCCGGGCGCGCUUCCAUCGCCAGCUGCACAUCGCUACCACUCACACAGGUCUUCACCACAAUUGGCAUCUUCAAGGGUGAACGUGUUGCUAUUAAGAAGAUACAUCGCAAAAAGGUCGAUAUCACACCAACGCUUUUGUGGGAAAUCAAACAGGCCCGGGAUGUUAGUCAUGAGAAUACCGUACGUUUUGUUGGUGCAUGUAUAGAUUUGCCACGUCCCACAGUGCUCAUACUCACCGAAUAUUGUCCGAAAGGCAGCUUGAAGGAUGUGCUCGAAAAUGAGGCUAUACAAUUGGAUUGGAAUUUUCGUAUGUCACUCAUACAUGACAUUGUCAAGGGCAUGGCUUAUUUGCAUAAUAGUGAUGUGCAAGUGCAUGGGAAAUUGCGCUCAUGUAAUUGUCUCAUCGAUGGCAGAUUCGUAUUGAAAAUUUCAGACUUCGGCUUACGCUCGUUGACCACACCAUCGGAAUUUGUAAAAGAUCAAAAUUAUUUUAAUAAAUUUCUUUGGAUCGCGCCAGAGUUGUUACCCUUAACCGUUCUACCCGGCAAUCCGGCCACACAGAAGGGUGAUGUUUACUCCUUUGCAAUUAUAUUGGAAGAGAUCGUGGUGCGCGGUGGUCCCUAUGAAAUGAUACGCCAAUUUAUGGAUGUACAAAAUAUAUUAAAUCGUGUGGAGGCUCAUGAAUCACCGCCGUUUCGUCCAUUUGUUGUGCAACGUGAUUGUCCACCCGAUGUGCUUGACUUAAUGGAGAAGUGUUGGGCUGAUAAUCCCGAAGAUAGACCGGCCUUUGCUACCAUCAGGUCAACAGUGCGUUUGAUUAUGAAAGGUUUUUGCGAAAAUCUUAUGGACGAUUUACUAAGACGCAUGGAACAGUAUGCUAACAAUUUGGAGAGUUUAGUUGAGGAGAAGACGGAACAGUUGAGCAUGGAAAAGCGACGCACCGAAGAGCUACUCUAUCAAGUACUACCACGUCCGGUGGCAACGCAACUACUUGCUGGCGAAAUGGUACAACCGGAACAAUUUGAAUGUGUCACUAUAUAUUUUAGCGAUAUUGUGGGUUUCACCGCGCUUUGCGCUGAGAGUGGCCCAAUGGAGGUGGUUGCAUUCUUAAAUGAUCUCUACAGUACUUUUGAUCGCAUUAUUGGUUUCUAUGAUGUUUAUAAGGUUGAGACAAUUGGUGAUGCUUAUAUGGUAGUUUCCGGUCUGCCCGAACGUAAUGAUGAUCAUGCACGUGAGAUUGGCUUAAUGUCCCUUGCCAUUUUGGAUGCCGUUAAAUCAUUUACCAUACGUCAUAAGCCGGAUUAUCAGUUGAAAAUACGUAUUGGCAUACACGCGGGACCAGUUUGUGCCGGCGUUGUGGGUCAGAAGAUGCCACAUUAUUGUCUCUUUGGUGAUACAGUUAAUACAGCUUCGCGUAUGGAGUCUGGAGGAUUGCCACUUAAAAUACACGUUUCAUCAGCGGCUAAAAUAAUUUUCGAUAAAUUUGGCACAUUUGAAAUGGAACUACGCGGUGAAGUGGAAUUGAAAGGCAAAGGUACAGUUACAACAUAUUGGCUUUUGGGUUGCACCGAACCAGAUCCACGACCACCUACACCACAAAAGACAAAUAAUGGUGAGGUACCAUUUCCGAUACUAUUUCCAGCGAUUGGGAAAUAGCUCUCCACUGCUGAGGGCUUAGAGCAGGAUGGCAUGGUUUCUGAUAGUUAAGCUACGCUCAAUUGUUACCUGUACAAAGGGAGUUCUUACUACCCAAAUAUUAUAGUAUUUAUUUAAUUUUAUAUACAUACAUAUAUGUUAGAUGUAGAAGAAUUUAUUGCUUACUGUAUUGUAUGUACUUGUACUUGUAUAUAUGUACACCGUAUUCUCCGCCAAUAACAUAUUCAGUCAUUCUAGUACAAGUCUAUAUGUACCUAAAAUUUUAUA
This is a messenger RNA of Ceratitis capitata (Mediterranean fruit fly), 3924 nucleotides long. Its product is annotated as atrial natriuretic peptide receptor 1. Bases 1 to 3657 code for a protein of 1218 amino acids. Lineage: Eukaryota; Metazoa; Arthropoda; Insecta; Diptera; Tephritidae. Gene Ontology annotation, molecular function: guanylate cyclase activity; peptide receptor activity; ATP binding. Gene Ontology annotation, biological process: protein phosphorylation; intracellular signal transduction; cGMP biosynthetic process. Gene Ontology annotation, cellular component: membrane. The transcript has 17 exons. The record is from RefSeq and is a predicted model, not a curated record.